Messenger RNA from Manihot esculenta (cassava), 1122 nucleotides. Its product is annotated as protein NETWORKED 4B. The transcript is spliced from 2 exons. The coding region runs from base 55 to 1077 and encodes 340 amino acids. The record is from RefSeq and is a predicted model, not a curated record. NCBI's taxonomy places the organism in Eukaryota, Viridiplantae, Streptophyta, Magnoliopsida, Malpighiales, Euphorbiaceae. Gene Ontology annotation, molecular function: actin binding.
CUUUAUUUGUUUUGAAAGCCAAGAGAGAUUCUCGUCUCAGAGAAGAAUUGUUCAAUGGAAAAAAAUGGAGCUUGUUCUUCUUCAGCCAAAGAUAACCAGGAUUGUCCUCAGCAAUCCCCAUGGCUUCAGUUAACUCUGUCAGAAUCAAACAGGAGAAUUAAAACCAUGAUGACCCUUCUGGAAGAAGAUGACCGUGCUUCAGAUAGAGAUGAGAUCUAUUGCCAGCGGAGGGUGAAGCUGUUUCAAAUGCUCGAAGAGUUUAAUAAUUCUUAUAGUUCUCUGGCUGAAAAAUAUGAUCAGUUGAGGUCUGAGUCUCGCCAUCAAACUAAUCCUGGAUCCUUACCUUCUUCAUGCUCUAACGCUAAUGCGAAGACAAAACAUUUACAAAGUUCCACAGGAUCCAUACCUUUUGCAUGUUCUAACACUAACGAGAAGGCGAGACAUGUACGAAGUUCCGCAGGAUUUGUAUCUUCUGCAUGUUCUAACAUUAAUGAGCAGACAAGAUAUAUACGGACUUCCACUAAUUCUGAACUGGAGCUUUUUGAUUCCUAUCUAGAUUCCAUCCUUGCAGAUCCUGGUGCUGAUUGUGAUGAUACUGGCUUCAACUUUGAACACCUGAACAAGCUAGUAGAAGAACUGAUGUCAACUGAGCCACACACACAGAGCAUGAAAAUGAAAAAGAAACUUGAUAUUGGGGAAAACAAUUAUUAUGAAGACACCAUAGAUUUGCGUGAUAAAAAAGGUAUCAAUGUGACUACGGAUAAUUCAAACUUGUUUCAGGAUCAGGCUACAGUUACAUGUCUCCCAGAAAAUAGUUAUGAGCAGGUCAUUGGAUGGUCUGAACUCCAGUUUCAAGUUACAAAACUUGUGGAGGAAAAUCUGAAGCAGCAGGUCGAGUUGGCAAGGAGAAACAUCCAAAAAAGAGUGGUAAUUAAUAGACUUCGGUCACAGCUGGAACAUCUGAAGGGUGAGAACCGGGCCCUGCAAAGUUGUAUCAGCUGCUUAAAAGGUGAAGAGAAACCAAGCCAAUUUCAGACACCAAAACUUAGAAAAAUCUUUUCAAGCAGGUUCUUUUGACAUGUAUGAUCAUGUCUGGAAAUUUUUCAGUUGUUGCCUUUUCAA